ACCACUGAAUUGAAUCGUUUUCUUAAUGAAGCACCCUGAGGAAUUAGGAUUUGUAAGGGAAGUAAAACCUGUCUUUGAACAUAUGCCACCAUCGUGUGAAGAAUAUGUAUCAGAGUUUCUUAAAGCUGUAAAAGUUGCUGUAAAAGAUGAUGAUUGUGGUGAUUUUAUUAAAGUUAUGCAAGAUUACUAUAAAAGAAACAUCGAUGAAACGUGUCUCCUGGAUAGAGUGAAGGUGCUGCUCGGAGGGCAUGCGAAUUUAAUCAGGGAAUUCAGCACCUUAUUUCUUCCCACUCGAAGGCAUAUCACGAUUCCUCCUUGGGAUCAGCUUCCUCGGGAUGUGCUUGACGUCAUAUCCCAAAAACUUGAUUUUGACGACCUCUUUCAAUUUUCUCGUGUCUGCAAAGAUUGGAGACUAGUUUUUCAUGAAUCAAUAGAUAAAUCAAAAUUCUUGACAUCCCAGGAACCUCUCCUUCUUGAGUUUUUUAAUUAUCCUGUUAAGGUACCAUAUUCCUUUACUAGCCUACCCACUCAAAAAGUUUAUCCUUUGAAAAAGAUGAUGAUGAACCACCUAUUGAGUUAUUCCGAUAACUCCUUCCCUAUCUAUGUUACCUAUUCUAGUGGGUAUUUCAUUAUGAUUGCUGAUAAUUCUUCGAUUCUGCUCGUCAACCCAUUCACACGAAUAAAGAAGAAAGUAAUCUGUCCAUCCACCUUUGAGUUUAGUUCCUCCGCUCAACAUACAUACCGUGCAUUACUUGCUUUUGACAAAUGCUCUGAGGAAUUUGUUUUAUUAUUUUUAUUCAGACUUUCUAACGGUUUGCAUGUCUAUCAAUCUCGAAAUAAUGGUUGGGUUACAUAUUCCACUGAGGAUAAUGAGGAUGCCGUUGUUGACUUUGUGGCUUUGAACAAUAAAAUAUAUGUUGUUACUGAGGAGCCCAAGAUAGGGGUACUCUCUUUGGAUUCACCAAAUAUUGAAUAUCUACCGAUGGUGAAUUCUCCCAACUUAAAUAUUGUCUUAUCAUUCUUUAACUUGGUUAAAUGUGAUGAACAACUUUUACUGGUUCGAUUAAAUCCAAGUCUCCAUCCUAUUAUUAUGCGUGGUAACCCUCCGCCAGAGAGAAAAGUUUACAAGAUAGACUUCUCAACCAUGACUUAUGUAGAACUCGAAACCUUGGGAGACAUUGCAUUAUUUUAUGUUGCCUUUAGAAGCUGUAAGGCAUUGAUCAACCCAAACAAAUGGGGAUAUGAGAGCAACUCCGUGUACGAAGUCUAUAAUUGUGCCAAUAAAUGUCCCCGUAUCAAAAAUCCCUUUUGUACGGUUUAUAAUUGGGAUAAAAAAUCAGAGAAAUUCAUUGCGCCUCCUAAUCCUAGAACAGCGGGCAGUGUCUUUGAUUGGUGUUUUAGACAUCCUGAAAUAUGAAGUAGAUUGUUCUCUCUUUGAGUAAAAUUUGUUCACCAUAGGAAGUCGCAGAAAA
Messenger RNA from Vicia villosa (hairy vetch), 1472 nucleotides. RefSeq lists its product as uncharacterized. Gene Ontology annotation, molecular function: protein binding. The transcript has a single exon. The coding region runs from base 26 to 1417 and encodes 463 amino acids. Lineage: Eukaryota; Viridiplantae; Streptophyta; Magnoliopsida; Fabales; Fabaceae. The record is from RefSeq and is a predicted model, not a curated record. Gene Ontology annotation, biological process: regulation of DNA-templated transcription.